CGCCCGGGGAACAUCUGGGCGGCCGCGGCGCAAACAUCUGGGCGGCCGCGGCGCAUCCCUGGCGGGCGCGGCUGGAGGGUCCCGCGGGCGGGGGUCGCCCGGGCCAGCAGCGGAGCCCCGCGGCGGGGCGAGGGACGGCGGCGGCGCGGUAUUGCCUAGCAGAAGACCAUGGGCAAUUUCAAAGGGCAUGCCCUCCCUGGAAGCUUUUUCCUUCUUUUUGGCUUGUGGUGGUCAGUGAAGUAUCCACUGAAGUAUGCCUGUCGAAAAAACAAGAACAUUUGCUACCUUGGUUCCAGGGCAGGAUUUCAGCGCCUGGAGUUUGUUGAAGGGAUCAUCAAAGCUGUCUUUGCCCUCAUUGGAAUGGUGGCUGAGCAGUUUGCUCCUGAUGGACCACAUCUGAAGUUGUAUAAUUAUGAGGAAAAACACUGGGAUCACUUAAUGAACUGGCAGCAUGCCACCAUGUACCUCUUCUACGGCAUUUCGGGGUUGGUUGACAUCGUGGCUCACGGGACCAGUGCACUGCCAGUGGCCACGGACAGGAUGAUGCUGUCCUUAGCAGUGUUUAUUGAAGGUUUUCUCUUUUGCUACCAUCUUCAUGGGAGAGCCAUGCUGGAUGUUCAUGUUCAUCAGUUACUGCUGUUCGCUGUCUUUGGAGCUGCCAUCUGCGUAUUUCUGGAAGUUUUCUUCCGUGGCAGUAUCGUGCUAGAGAUGCUCCGUACAAGCCUCUGCAUAUUACAAGGCAGCUGGUUCUGGCAGAUCGGCUUUGUGCUUUAUCCUCCAAAUGGGAGCCCAGAGUGGAAUCAGACGGAUCAUACUAAUAUGAUGUUCCUGACCAUGUGCUAUUGCUGGCAUUAUGCCUUUGCUUUUCUUAUACUUGCAGUGAAUUACACAAUCGUCAGCUGGGCGGUUCGCUCAAAGGUUAAGCAGUCCCAGUCCAUGGAAAUGGGAUUACUGAAAACAUCUGAACGAGAUCAGGAGUCAGAAGAUGAAAUUUAGUAUGAAUGUGGCUUGAGUAGUUUACCCACUCUACCAUUAGGCUAACUGAUACCUCAUUUCUAGGUUUCUUUGCCAUCUUACUCAUUCUUUACUACAACUCGUUACGCAAAUAUCAUCCCCUGUAUACUGUCUACAUCUACACAGUUACAUCUUUAUUUUGUGGAGGGCAAGCUUGGUACCAAUUUGUGAUGGCUGCACUAGUACCUUGCUUAUCACAGGCUUCAAAGAAAACCAGGCUAAUAUUAGACAGAUGUGGCUGGAUGAGGUGGCAUGCUGAAGGCUGUGUGUUUGCUGCAUUAAAAGCUAAGCAAAACAUUUUCCAGCUGCCGCUGAAUGGACGACUUUCCAUAAUUAGGGUGUCCAAAUAAGAGUGUUUGUUGCCCUGCAAGUAACUGUGCAUAAGUAACUGUGCAGACCUGGAAAACAGUAGAAUAAGAUAAAAAUUCAGAGUCUUAUGGCUGUCGCGUAAAAACUUCAAGCCUUUGCUUGUGGCUUUAUGUUAAAUGGAAAGAACUACUCGGUGCAAACCUGUUCAGUGUUUCCCUGAAGAGCGUGUAGUGUGUUCACUCCCACAGAGCUAUGAGCUUGGUGGGAGAGGCAAAGAGGUGAAUGAUGAUGAAAAGCCACUGGAGUUACUCAUGUCAUGCCUAGACGGUCCUGCUCCUUGGACUGAAGGGCAGUGGCAGUGACUCUGCUUUCCCUCAGCACCUGGAGCAGCUUCUUUUCCAGAAAGGCUGAAUGUUGUCCAGUGGGGCAGCACCCAGCCACAAAGCCAGCUUCUUUCCCAAAGUUAUUUCCCUUCCUUUGUUGGAAUUUGGUGGAUUUCUGCAGGUUUUAUAGCAGAGACGUGACUGGACCCUGCACCUGGGCCAGGAGUGGGCAGUGCUGGUCUGUGGGCAGGAAGGGAUGGAUUUGCAUCCUUUUCCCUGUGCCACCCCUCAAGCGCCAGGAAGCCUGCACAGCACUGCACAGUGAGCUGUUGGAGGGCAGAUGUUGCCUUCAUGGUAGCUCCGUGCCCAGCUACCCACCAGUCAGUGAAUUAAAAAAUAAUAUUGUUUUUAAUUGCAUUUAUUUUCUGCACCAAAGCUGGCGUCUUGAUCUCAUGAAAAGCAGGGUGCUCUCCCCAGUGCUUAGCAUCACUUGGGAUGCGUGCCAGCCUCAGCAAAAGGGAAAUAACUGACACGUGACAAAAGACAUCAGAAAACAAUGCUGUUUAUGAGGACACUGCCCCCAAAGGGCAGACUUUUGAAACAUCACUCUGGGCAUCACUGGCUCUAAAGGAGUCUUUCGAAAGACUGUUCCCGGCAGCUCGUGGCACAGCAGCACCUACGCUGUUUUCCAGAGGCCUGAGCAUGGGCUGGUGCUGGGAGCAUGGGCCGUGCUGCGUAUCCACCACUGGUACGGUGGCAUUUCUGGGCAAGAGCCCCUUCCCUUCAAGACUCCUCCUAAAAAUGUUAUUUUCUAAAUAUUUUCAGAAACAGGCUAGUGCAAGGCAACAAAUUCUGUUUAAAUAGUGCCAGAUCAUGAGGUUUGGUUCUGCAGAAGUGUGUUUCUUCUAUUAUUCAAAUAUUUCCAGAUGCUCCCAAGGGAAUGCAGAGCUGGACUCUGGUAGAUGAAUGAGAGUUGUAGAAUCUGGUCCCUCCACUUUUGAGUUUCCUUUAUAUUUUUUCAGUGUGAACCAGAAAAAUGAGUGGCAUGAAAUUGCUAACUGCAGUAAGAGGAUUGCUUAAAAAGUUAGAUAAUAAAACUAUAGCUCAAAGGGAUCCCAGGACUCCAGGAAAAAAGAAAAAAAGGCUUUUUCUAAAGCUGUUUUAUCUUUGAUGAAAUAUAAACAUUCCUUUCAUUUUUAAGAUCUACUUUUUAUCUCCCUUUUGUCAAGGAGCACCUUCCUUAGCUGCAUAUGCUGUUAAUGCUGAAUUUUAGCCUGCCAGGUUUGGCAAUGCCUUUCCAAAAUCAGUGAUGUCAUUUAUUCUGAAGGAGAUCUUCAGAAAGUACUUUGCUUCUCAUAGGCAGGAACAAUGCAUGUUUCUUCACUACUUUUCUUGACAAGUAUAUUUAAUACUGUACAAAUACUAAGGUGCUGUAUGUCUAAAGUGACAACCUAAGCAGGAAGAAAAGCAUGAUGAACUGGCUUAGCUUUCAUAUGUCUUCUCAGAAGACUUCAGUUUGUCAUUUCUUAAAUUAUUUUAGAUCUUUGUCAACUAUUGUGAAAUGACACUUGUAAUCGGGUGCCAGAUUAUCCAGAUGAAUUUACUUUGGAAAGCAGGAAUAGUUGGCUCACAUACAUUUCUGUGUUUACAAACGUAAAAUGGGAAACUGCAGAUUGCUAGCCAAAGAUCAGCACUUUUCUUAAUAAUUGUUUGCCCUUCUUCCAUGCCUUUCUCUGAAGCAUCUUGGAAAUUUUGCAAACAUUACUGAAGCCUGUCUCAGGACAUUCUGUAAGCUAAGUAUUGGUAUGGCAUUUUGGUAGCUUCGCAUCUCAGCUUUACAGUUCUCUCACUGUAAAUUCUGAAUUAAUUGAUAUUUACUCUGCUCUGCAAAUCUAAGACUUGAGUUUCAUUACUGUAGUUCCAUUAAGAUCAUAUUUUCUGCUGGCGUAAGCCAGAAAGAAGAUCCACAGCUUUGCUGAGGAGCUUGCCCUGUUAACUGCAACAGGGACGCAGCGGCCAAAUGCAGUAUGUCACUACACCCGGCAACAAUCCUGACUUCAUUGCACCACAUUACUCCUGUCUCUAAAUGGCUGGGAUUUUUUAAAGGGCAUAGGUUUUUUCCUGUUAGAAUGGCUGGGGUACAAAGCUUCUGCAGUGCUGGGCAGUGAAGAUGGUGGUGAAGAAGGAGAACUUGGGGAUUAUAUAAAAGUCUGCCGCAAUAAGCCAAAAUCAGUUAACGAAGUGAGCCUCAAGGGAUUCGAUAACCGGAGUGAGCUGUGAACAUGGAGGGUGCUUAGCAAACUCUCCUUUUGAAGAAACUGCUUUUUCAGAAACCAGAAGUGCCAGUCCUCCAGUGCCAUGGGCAGGAGAGUGGCUGCCUGCUGCGGUCCCUCCUGUGGCCACCCCAGCCUGGUGGCCCUGGCUCUGUCCUUACCUCCAUCCAGCUGGGGACGCAGGUCUGCGCCUUUCCUUGGGAGAACACCUGGGCAGGACUGGCCUGCAGAGUGGUAUCACCUGGAUCUCCCUCUGCCUCCCUGCUGUGAAUCUCCUGUACACCAGCAGAGAACUGGACAAGUAAGCCCAUCAGGUGCACCUGCUGGUUUUUGGACAGCCACGUUUAGCACAGAUACAGUGAAAGAAGCCUGGCCUGGGGGCUAACGCAGUUUGUGACCCAGAACUGUAGGGCAGGCUUCUUGCAAAAACUCUGUCUUUGCAUAAGAGAAGGUGGCAUUGCAUUAUUAAGCUCGAAGAAAUGCAAGGAAAAAGAGGUCUUGAAGCCUCAAGGCAACAGCAGUCUCUUGGAUUUAAUGUUUAAUACUUACAGUACACAAAGAGUGAGUGUCAUAGUUUUGUGCCUGAUGUGGUUUUGGUGCCACAAAGGAAAGAAACACCCUGUUUCAGAGUGGGGUUUUGCCUUGCAGAACACCUGACCCAUUCUUCUCGAGCACUGUUCAAAAGAGACACCUGGGAACAGCAGCAGAAGGCACCUGUGAUGAUGACAAAGGUACAACCUUCAGCAUUUAACUGGCAACAGAUUUUUCUUGAGUUGAAUGGGUCUGACAAGUUUACAAAUGCCACUCAGAAAAAGGUAGCUGCUCUCAAGAAAAUUUAACUUAUUGUUAAAUAUCAGUGCCUUUGAACAACCAUAUGGUAGUUUAUAAUAGACAAGAUAUGCUUGUAAUUUUAUUUAAAUAAAAUGGAUUUAUUCAUA
Molecule: messenger RNA, 4857 nt
Organism: Falco peregrinus (peregrine falcon)
Lineage: Eukaryota; Metazoa; Chordata; Aves; Falconiformes; Falconidae
Gene: TMEM45A
Product: transmembrane protein 45A
Exons: 6
Coding region: 169-996 (275 amino acids)
Source: RefSeq, a predicted model, not a curated record